Amblyraja radiata (thorny skate) is the source of this 1369-nucleotide messenger RNA. Its product is annotated as retinol dehydrogenase 8. Gene Ontology annotation, biological process: estrogen biosynthetic process. Gene Ontology annotation, molecular function: estradiol 17-beta-dehydrogenase [NAD(P)+] activity. Lineage: Eukaryota; Metazoa; Chordata; Chondrichthyes; Rajiformes; Rajidae. Gene Ontology annotation, cellular component: cytoplasm; cytosol. The transcript has 6 exons. The record is from RefSeq and is a predicted model, not a curated record. The coding region runs from base 219 to 1238 and encodes 339 amino acids.
GCACAGUUAGAAAACAAGUCCCUGGUAGUGCAAGAGAUAGCUCACCGAGCUCCGUAGCUGAGGGAGGAUUAGGGUUGUGUUGGGGUGUUCAGCCGAUUGCGUGUACCAGGCUUAUGUAGUUAAGCUUUCUGUGCUGGCCAUCUGCCCAUGGGAGAUUAUCCCUCUGAUCCGAGGGAUGUGAAUUUCGGGAAGCGCAGAGUCAACCCUGCUGCUGAUAAAUGGGUGGUGGGCUGUCUCGAAGCCGCAUCAUUUCUCAUCAGCUUGCAACUUCAACCUCCAGGAUGGCCCAGAAAACAGUCUUGGUCACCGGCUGUUCCUCUGGGAUUGGCUUGGCCAUCGCAAACAAACUGGCCAAGGACCAUGAGAAACGAUUUAUGGUCAUUGCCACCAUGAGGAAUUUGGACAAAAGGAGAGACCUUGUGGAUAUUGCGGGGACUGCACUGGGAAAAACGCUGGAAAUUAAACAGCUGGAUGUUUGCAGUGAAAAAUCAAUCCACGACUGCAUCAACAGCAUUCCCAACAGGAGGAUCGACAUACUCAUUAGCAAUGCGGGGAUGGGGAUGAUUGGACCCAUCGAAUGCCAGUCGUUGGAUGAGAUGCAGAGAGUUAUGGACACUAAUUUCUUUGGACUUGUUAGACUGCUUAAAGAAGUCUUGCCAGACAUGAAGAGGAGGAAGAGAGGCCACAUUGUGGUGAUCAGCAGUGUCAUGGGUAUUCAAGGGAUAUUAUUCAAUGACAUAUAUUCUGCUUCGAAAUUUGCAGUGGAGGGAUUUUGUGAAAGUUUGGCGAUCCAGGCCUUAAAAUUCAAGUUAAACAUAACUCUAAUCGAGCCUGGCCCUGUUGUCACGGAGUUUGAAAAGAAGGUUUAUGAAGAAGGAACAAAAAUUGAUUUGUCUGCUGCAGACCAGGAAACAAGAGACAUUUUCACAAACAUUUACUUGCGCAACCACAAGGAAAUAUUCUCAAGCCUGGGACAAAGUGCAGAUGAAGUGGCAGAGCAUACAAUGAAGAUCAUCCUGUCAGACAAACCUCCAUUCCGUCAUCAAACAAACACGCUUUACACCCCCAUGACUACGCUGAAGUACGUGGAUCCUAAUGGAGAUCUUCCCAUUGACACCUUCUACAAGAUGGUCUUCCAUCACGACAAAGUCUUCCAUGCCAGCCUCAAUUUUAUCAAAUUGCUAAGAUGGAGAAGCAGGAAGAAUUUUAAUCUAGGGAGACCAAACAGUAAGGAGUAGCUUUAUUCAUCACAGCAGUGGAAAAACGAGCAGUCAUCUCUUGUUAAUCUUAUUUCUUAAUGGACUGUUAGCAUUUUUUUUGAAGCAUCUCUCAUCGUUUCUCAUGAUCUAAAACAUCUGAUGCCGCUCUU